CUCUCUCAAACUCGUCAGACAUCUCUGUUAAACAACUUCAGAGUCUCAAAUAGAAAGAACAGAGACAGCACUCCUACUCCCACAGACACAAAUAUGGCGUCCUCCAGCUGUCUCCUGUCUGAAGAGCAGUUCCUGUGCUCUAUCUGUCUGGAUGUGUUCACUGAGCCAGUCUCUACUCCAUGUGGACACAACUUCUGCCAGGCCUGUAUCAGACAGUACUGGGAUAGCAAUGACCUGUGCCAGUGUCCAAUGUGCAAAGAGAAAUUCUACAGGAUCCCCAAGCUUCGCAUCAACACUUUCAUUGCUGAGAUGGCUGCUCAGUUCAGGAAUUCAGUUCAACCUAAAGCUACCAGAAGCCCAGACCAACACCAAGCCAAAGCCCAAGAAGUCCCUUGUGACAUCUGCAUUGGGACAAAGCUCAAGGCCCUGAAGUCCUGCCUGGUGUGUCAGACCUCUUACUGUGAGACUCACCUGGAGCCUCAUCAGAGAGUUGCAGCCUUAAAGAGACACAAGCUGAUCGACCCUGUGGAGAACCUGGAAGACAGGAUGUGCAAGAAGCACGACAGACCUCUAGAGCUGUUCUGUAGGAGGGACCAGAUGUUUCUUUGUGUCUUGUGCUUGAAAACAGACCACAUGACUCAUGACACUGUCCCUCUAGAGGAAGAGUAUGGAGAGAGGAAGGCUCAGUUGGGGAAGGCUGAGGCAGAAGUGCAGCAGAUGAUCCAGGAGAGACUGCAGAAGGUUCAAGAGAUCAAACACUCAGUUGAUCACAGCAAGAGAGAUACACAGAGGGAGAUAUCAGACAGUGUACAGGUCUUCACUGAUCUGGUGCGCUCCAUUGAGAGAAGCCAGGCUGAGCUCAUUGAGGUGAUUGAGGAGAAACAGAAAGCAACAGAGACGCAGGCUGAAGGACUUAUUAAAGAGCUGGAGCAAGAAAUCACUGAGCUACAGAGGAGAAGCACUGAGGUGGAGCAGCUCUCACACACUGAGGACCACCUCCACCUCCUCCAGAGCUUCCCAUCCCUCUGCACCCCCCUACCCAUCAAUGACUGGUCUGAGAUCAGUGUUAAUAGUCAUCUGUGUGUGGGGACUGUGAUGAGAGCUGUAUCUCAGCUGGAGGAGACACUGAAUAAAGAGAUGGAGAAGCUGCCUGAAGUCAAACUGAAGCGGAUUCAGCUCUAUGCAGUGGAUGUAACUCUGGACCCUGAUACAGCACAUCACAAACUCAUCAUGUCUGAGGAUGGAAAACAACUGAGGCAUGGAGACACAAUAAAUCAUCUUCCUGACAACAUAAAGAGGUUUGAUAUAUCUCCUUGUGUCCUUGGAAAGGAGGGCUUCUCUUUAGGUAUAUUUUACUUUGAGGUGAUGGUUAAGGGAAAGACUAAGUGGACUUUAGGAGUGGCCAGAGAGUCUGUCAACAGGAAGAGGGCGAUAACGCUGACCCCUGAGAAUGGAUAUUGGACUGUGUGGCUGAGGAAUGGAGAGUACAAGGCUCUUUCUAGCCCCAGUGUACCCCUCUCCCUGAGAGAGAAGCCCCAGAAGGUGGGGGUGUUUGUUGAUUAUGAGGAGGGUCAGGUCUCCUUUUAUGAUGUGGAGGCCAGGUCUCAUAUCUACUCUUUCACUGGCUGCACCUUCACUGAGAAACUCUAUCCACUCUUGAACCCCUGUUUGAAUGAUGGUGGUAAAAACUCUGCCCCUCUGAUCAUCUCUCCUGUCAAUCACACAGAAUGAUUAACAAGUCUAUGAGAUGUAUUGUUGGAAAGGGAUCUAUUUUUUGUAACGAAUCAUACAAAUCAGUAGCCUAUAUUAAGUCAAGUCACAUUAAAAAGUUAAUUAUUUAACUUUUCAUUUAUAUUCUUGCAAUCUUACAAUCAAAUAACACGCUUUGUCCCUCUAUUACACUGUCAGUGAUCUGUAACAGUGUUUAGCAAGAAUUGAUGUC
Molecule: messenger RNA, 1942 nt
Organism: Salvelinus namaycush (lake trout)
Lineage: Eukaryota; Metazoa; Chordata; Actinopteri; Salmoniformes; Salmonidae
Product: E3 ubiquitin-protein ligase TRIM39-like
Exons: 2
Coding region: 94-1731 (545 amino acids)
Molecular function (GO): zinc ion binding; protein binding
Source: RefSeq, a predicted model, not a curated record